Molecule: messenger RNA, 1043 nt
Organism: Punica granatum (pomegranate)
Lineage: Eukaryota; Viridiplantae; Streptophyta; Magnoliopsida; Myrtales; Lythraceae
Source: RefSeq, a predicted model, not a curated record
UAUAUAUUAUAUCGCCAUUAUUACCAUUCUCCCAUCCAAUCAAAUCAUUUUAUCAUCUUCUUUUUCUUCUUCCAAUUUGUACUUUUUUUUUUUCUUCUCCUCCCUCUUCCCCUUGGGAGGAAUUUAAAGAAGAGGCAGAGAAGAUGAUGAGCAAUUCUGCGGGCAUAUCACCGAGUGAUUCACAGGGAACCAUCAGCUCACUUGCUUAUGACGUCACGUUCGUCAUCGGCUUCGUCCUCCUCAUCCUACUCAUCCUACUGGCGUGCUGCAUCUGCUCCCGCGCCGAACGCCAGGCCCAGAACCUGCAGUUUCGGGACGGUGCCCCUGCUAGACAAGGCCAUGGUAUCAACGAAGCCACCCUCUCGAGCUACCCUAAGCUCAGCUACUCGAAAGCGAAGCACGAGCGGGGCGGGGAGUCGAUCGCGUCGGGUUGCUCGAUUUGCUUGGUGGACUAUAAGGAGUCGGAUAUGCUGAGGUCGCUCCCCCGAUGUGGACACAUGUUCCAUGUCAAGUGUGUGGAUCCGUGGCUUAGGAUGCACUCAACCUGUCCCAUUUGCCGGACUUCUCCUCACUUGGGGACUAGGGUUUCGAUUCCAGAGACCGGCCUGCCUCCGAGUUGACAGGUCAGGGAGGUUAUAUAUAAGUACGCAAACCAUCUUUGCAGGGGGUACAUGCCCGUCACUUACGGUGACAAACUGUUAAGAGGUCGGAUGUCCCGAGUUGGGUGACUUAGUUACUACAGUUAGCAGUCUGCUCAGGACCGUGAUUCGUGAACAGUUGUUGAUGUGGAGGUUUUAAAUCGACCUUUCUUCGGGACAUAUGAUCGAUGUAUAUAUACUGUGCAGGUAGAACCAUAUAUGAAUGUUAUUAUACUUAGCAGUAGUACAUAGAGGGCACGAAGUAGCCUAUCUGGGCAUAGCUUUUAACCAAGAGAUGAUAGCUAGGAGCGAUGCGAAUUCAGGGGCUUUUUGGUUAUUCAAUGGGGCCUCUUUCAUUUUUCUUUUCUAGGAUAAUUUCCCAUAAAUGAUAAACGAUUUACUCCA